Messenger RNA from Daphnia magna, 1968 nucleotides. RefSeq lists its product as uncharacterized. NCBI's taxonomy places the organism in Eukaryota, Metazoa, Arthropoda, Branchiopoda, Diplostraca, Daphniidae. The record is from RefSeq and is a predicted model, not a curated record.
AUGUCUUCCUCAUCAACAGCAUUAAUCAAGCAUCUUCCCAGCCGUCUACAGAAACUGAGGACAUUCACCACCCCAAAAACCAGUACCAAGUCAAAACGCCCGCUGUCAGCUAACUCCAGCAUCGACGAGUCUAGAGCUGACUCCAGAAAAACUCGUUGCGAGGAUCUCUCCAGCUUCACAGAAGAUCCUGAGCUCUCGCAUCUUGACUCUCUCUCCAAAGAAGCUGUCAGCUCUAAACUCCGUGCUGCUCUCGACCUUGCAAAGGCCCAACACGACCACAUCGCCAAGCUGGAAGCUGAGUUGAUUAACGUUAAACUAGCUUUCGCGGACUCGAUGACCCUACGAUACAUGAAUCAGCAAUCGUCAUCUUCCAAUCCGCCACCUUCCAGUGAUACUCCACUGCCGUCCACAUCGACUUACUCUCAAGCCGUAAAAGGCCGUCAAGCACCCGUUCUCGUUGCCAGCUACGCCGCAUCUGCAAAGCCUGCUGAUCGCAUAUCUCUCGCCGGUAUGGAGGAGCUGCUUGGUUCCAGUGGUGGUGGCCCUGUUCCUGCCUCUGUCAGACAAAAAGACAACAACAUCAUCGUCCGAUUAGCUGAUCCAGCUGGCCUCGAUCGGGCCAAAACCAUCUUGGAAUCCAAAGCCGGACCAGACAGUAUCAAUGUUUUUAACUCUGUUUCACGUCCAUCUAAAUUUUCCCGGCUGUUGCCCCUUUUUGUCAAUCUUAGCUAUCUACCCAGCCUUAAAAAAGAGUUGAUGUUAAGGAAUCGUGGCCUGAGAGGAAAAAUUGAGUCUGUGUCCCAACUGUUCGCCAAACCUGACUCCAAAAAAGGCCAUGUAAAAAUUCUAUUCAACUGCAAGGUAGCCAGAGAUCACGCUCUGGCUGAAGACCGUGAGGUUCGUCGCUGUUUUAAAUGCCAAGGUUAUGGUCACGUUCAGGCAUCCUGCCGUGACCCUAACCCAAGUGCACCUGCUCAAGCUCAAUCUCGAGCUCCAAAUUCCACUCCCCACAUCUCUCGUAUUCGCCUUGAUAAAUUUCGCCUAAAAGUCGCAGAUGCUGUGAGGAAUCUUGUAGUGCAAACUAAUCCGACUACCUCCACUAUCGAUGACAUGAUUGUAAAGCUCUCUGCCCUCAUUUCCUCUGCUGCCAAAAGCUCUAAGAGAUCCUACCUACAUUCCUGUCUCCACUCGCAGAACGCCUUGGUGGACAAAGGAACUCUGGGUACUUCGUCACAAAUCCCGACAGGCUUUUACAUUAUGAUGUCAGCUGAAGCAAUCAAUAGGCUAACCUUGGACAAAUUCAAAUCAGGAAAACCAGUUCUUGGCAAGUCUGGUCAGGGCGGUGGUCGUCGUAGUUCAACAGAAGUCAACAAGCCUGAACAGGACGACAAAUUCAGACCUUCCAGAACUCCCACACUGGUGACAAGUUGCGCAAGUGGUGUGGGGGCAGUCAUGUUAAAGUCCGGUGCCCGGCUUUUUGGUAAACAGUGCUCUAAGUGUUGUCUCGACGAGUAUGUGAUCAAUUCGCUGAGUGGUCAACAGCAAUCACAGUGGAGCGUUGAUUUACUCAUGGCUGGUUAUACGGUGCCUUUCAAGGUUGACACUGGAGCGUCUUGUAACGUAAUUCCGUUGUCCUGCUUCAACAAAUUAGGACACACGAAGAAGCUCUUGCCUGGUCCUCGAGUUCGCACCUACAAUGGACAGUCCCUGCAUGUGCUGGGACAACUGGAUGUUACUAAGCAGGUCAACGAAAUCGUUGUGGACUCGCCGUCGACCAAUUUGCCGCCUGCGUUCCAAAAUUACAAAGGUGUGUUCAUUGGCAUCGGUAAAUUGUCCAUCGAACACGAGAUCAAGUUGAAAGACAAUUGUGUCCCAGUUGUGCGUCCUCCCCGCCGAAUUCCGUUCAAGAUUCGUGAUUUGGUGAAAAAGAGAGUUGGACGACAUGGAACAGCUAAAGUUGAUUUGUAA